GUGACACAUGUAAUAAUAAUGUUGCUUGGUUAUGUUUUUCAGAUUUCAAAGGCCACUGUGUCAGAAAGGCUGUCAGAUUCCCCUUGUGCUCUAGUAGCAGGCAUGUUUGGUUGGACUGGCAAUAUGGAAAGGCUAGCAAUAUCCAAUGCUCACCAGAAAUCUGAUGACCCACAGAGAAGUUACUAUCUGAACCAGAAGAAAACUCUGGAGAUUAACCCAAGACAUCCUCUCAUUAAGGAGCUUCUCAGAAGGGUGGAGGAUGAUCCAAGUGAUUCUGCUGCAAAGGAUAUAGCCCUUAUGAUGUUUCGAACAGCUACUUUACGUUCAGGCUUUAUGCUAAGGGAUACAGCAGAUUUUGCAGAGAGUGUUGAACUCAUGAUGAAGAAAACUUUGGGCAUUCCAUUGGAAGAGCAGGUAAGCCAAAAUACAUGUAUUAUUUGUAAGAGUUAUACCGCAAAAUUGGAAUUUUUCAUUUUAAUG
Messenger RNA from Cryptotermes secundus, 480 nucleotides. RefSeq names its product endoplasmin-like. Lineage: Eukaryota; Metazoa; Arthropoda; Insecta; Blattodea; Kalotermitidae. Gene Ontology annotation, biological process: protein folding. The transcript is spliced from 2 exons. The record is from RefSeq and is a predicted model, not a curated record. The annotation marks the transcript as partial. Gene Ontology annotation, molecular function: ATP-dependent protein folding chaperone; ATP hydrolysis activity; ATP binding.